Xylaria bambusicola is the source of this 1602-nucleotide messenger RNA. Its product is annotated as amidase. The transcript is spliced from 5 exons. The record is from RefSeq and is a predicted model, not a curated record. The coding region runs from base 1 to 1602 and encodes 533 amino acids. NCBI's taxonomy places the organism in Eukaryota, Fungi, Ascomycota, Sordariomycetes, Xylariales, Xylariaceae.
AUGGGAGGAACGUGGGAGACAAUCGCAGCCCAGAAGCGCCAAGCGUUGCUGAACUCGAUUCCCGAGGAAUGGCGCAUCCCAGACCAUCUCCUACCCCCAGAGAGCCAGGUCGACGUCACGGGGUUUCCAGAGAUCUCUGGCUGGUUCACGCAGGAAGAGCUAGAUAUCACCAAUGCCACCGCGCUGGAGCUGCUCCCGAAGCUAGCGAGUGGAAGUCUCAGGUCGGAGACGGUAACAAGGGCUUUCUGCAAGCGAGCAGCCGCAGCACAUCAGCUGGUAAACUGUCUUUCCGAGACAUGUUUUGACCGAGCCCUCACAACGGCAAAGGCGUUAGACGAGCGUCUAGCCCAAGGGUUAGGACCAGUAGGCCCUUUCCACGGUCUGCCCAUAUCCCUCAAGGACAACUUUAAUCUGCGAGGGCUUGAUUCCACCGUCGGCUUCACGUCCCACGUGGGCGAUCCCGCGCAAGAUGACGCCGAACUUGCCAAGAUUUUGGUCGCCGCCGGGGCUGUCGUCUACGUGAAGACGAACGUGCCGACAGCCAUGAUGAUUGCCGAGAGCGUGAACAACACUUUUGGCCGCACCGUCAACCCACUCAAUAGGCGGCUCACGAGCGGCGGGAGCUCGGGUGGCGAAUCGGCGCUGAUAAUGUUCAAGGGCAGUCCCAUGGGUGUUGGGACUGAUAUAGGGGGCUCUCUGCGCAUCCCUGCCGCCUGCACAGGUAUCUUCACUCUUCGGCCGUCGUUCGGCCGCUUCCCCACACUAGGUUGUCGCUCGGGCUUACCAGGCCAGGAGGCCGUACAAUCGGUCAACGGCCCAAUGACGCGCACGAUCGAGGAUCUGGAGUAUUACAGCAGCUCGGUAGUCAGAUCCGAGCCUUGGCACGCCGACCCGCGGUGUCUGCCCAUGCCCUGGCGGCCUAUCACGUUGCCACAACGACUGAAGAUCGGGGUCAUGUGGCACGACGGCAUCGUGCUGCCCACGCCUCCCGUGACGAGGGCGCUACGACAGACCGUCGACAGACUGAAGGCCGCCGGUCACGAAGUCACGGAGUGGUCUCUAGAAACUCAUGAAACGGGCCUGAAGAUCCUCCUACGGAUGUUCGUGGCCGAUGGCGGCAAGUCAGUGGCCCGCGAGCUCGAGAAGACAGGGGAGCCCCUGAGGCCGGAAAUGUCGUACUUUGGAAAUAUCCCCGAGCUGGGAGCCUUCGACUACUGGCAACUGCAUCUGGAGCGCACGAAAUUCCAGAAGGAGUACCUGGACCGGUGGCGGAAAGCGGGCAUUGACGCCAUCUUGACGCCCGUGUCACCCUUCAGUGGUGUUGAGAAUGGGAAAUUCAAACAUGUUGGAUACACCGGGGUUUACAACAUAUUAGACUAUUCUGCUAUGUCGUUCCCCACGGGAUUCACGGCAGACGCAGCGGUUGAUAUAUACCAAGAUGAUGCACCGCCACCGUUUUCCGACGAUGAUAAGGCGGUUCGAAGCGAAUAUAAUGGAGAAGCAGUUCAUGGUAUGCCCGUCAGCCUGCAGUUGGUAGCACAGCGGCUUGAAGAGGAGAAGUGUAUAGAGAUGUGCAAAGUCAUUUUGAAUGCCUUAGAUUAG